AUGCCACCAGCCGCCCAUCCUCCGGUCGCGUACAGUAUCACCCAACAUUAUCAUCACUCCUCGCAUGUGGCCCGCUGCACAUAUCCAGCAGGAUUACCGGAGCAGGAUGAGUCCUUGGACCCUAACGUGACUCCAAGCCCAGUACAUGAAAUGCUGAGAUUACAAAACAUCAACCCAUUAUCCCUUACUCCCACACAGCUACAGUUAUUUGAGAAUGCAAUGCCGGAGCAACGAUCACGCUUAAUCCAGAUCUGGCAAAUCUUCCCAGAGUCCAGAGAUGCAUCCACCGACCCAAGCAUGGAGAGGGUGACUCAGUCGAGCUCCGAGCUGUGUGCAUAUUCUUCAGGUGGGGCAGCGAUCAACGCACGGGGUUCAAACAUAUCAACUCAUACGGGUUAUAUUGAUUAUUUGGAUAUGUGUGACUCAAUGCACGAUGGAGGUAACGAUGACGAUGAAAACCAGUAUGCCGAGCCAUAUAUGGUUUCCGGCUAUGAGGUUCUUGCACAGAGAGACUAUGAGGCAUGUGCAGGUAAAAUCGAGCCUGUGAUGAAUGAGCCGACGACGGGGUCACCGUAUAAGUUGUCAAACGACCCUAUCUAUAGGGCUCAGGGUCAUCGAUGGUGGGAACAGAUACGUUGA
Aspergillus bombycis is the source of this 639-nucleotide messenger RNA. RefSeq lists its product as uncharacterized. Lineage: Eukaryota; Fungi; Ascomycota; Eurotiomycetes; Eurotiales; Aspergillaceae. Bases 1 to 639 code for a protein of 212 amino acids. The transcript has a single exon. The record is from RefSeq and is a predicted model, not a curated record.